AUGGAGUCUGGAAUCCUCGUGGCCAUGGCUUUUGAUCGCUAUGUGGCCAUCUGCAAUCCUCUGAGAUAUUCCAUGAUCCUGAAAAACUCUGUUGUGGCCAAGAUAUGCCUGGCCGUGGUACUGCGUAGUGGAAUAAUCACAUUACCCUAUCCCUUUCUGGUGAGGCAGUGGCCAUAUUGCAGAACCAACAAUAUCCCGCACUUCUAUUGUGGGUAUAUAGCUGUGCUGAAGCUGGCCUGCGCUGACAUCCGCAUCAAUAGUUACUAUGGGUUGUUUAAUCUUAUCUCGGUGAGUGGAAUGGACAUGUUUUUUAUCGCCGUGUCCUAUUCUCUGAUCCUCCGGGCCAUCUUCCGCCUCCCUACAAAAGAUGCCCGGCUCAAAACUUUUCGACCCGCCUGGUCCUGGCCCUUUAUGAUGCGUCACUGGAACAAACAGCCCCUCAGGCGAGAUCCAGCCACAGCAGCAGCAGGGAGUGUAGUGUCUCCACGCCCAGUGCGUGUCCAGACCGUCCUCCCCAGCAUGUUUGACGCGGGAGUGGGGAUCAUGCAGAGCUGGUUCUGUGCCUGCUGGGACAGCUCCUGGGUGUUGUACACCUGCGUCCUUCUGCUCCUGGUCAUCUGCGUGGCCAUGGCGACGCAGCACAGCUUCUCCUGGAGAAGCAGGAUGGCUCUUCUGGUCAGCAGGCUCCGGCGGAGGGGGACGGAGGACGAGGGAGAAGGUGCAAAGAAGCAACGGGUGAAACAGCCGCGUGAACGGCUGUGCCGGGACCCCCCACGCCACGCUCGCCGAGCCGCCAGGCGCCGCUCCAUCCGCCAGCUGCUCUGUGACAACUCAGACUGUGCCCUGUGCGACGAGGCGGCCCGGCAAGCCGAGCGGCUGGUAUACACUGAUAGGGUCAGCGCGUGGGUCCCUGCCGGGCCAGGGUCACCUCCUACUCCCGCCUCCUACUCCGCAUGGAUCUACGAGCCCUUCCCUCCAAGCCAAGCGGAACAUGGCUGGGUCGGGAGUUUCCUGAGCAGAGGCAGAGCAAGGAGCCCCCAGGCCGCUCCCCAGAGGCAGGCGCAUCGCCCCGAUUGGGUGCCGUUUCUGGCCAAGUCCCCAGGCGGGACCAGGAUGUCAGGGCGGGAGGCCAAACGGCAGCGAGACCAAGAAAGCACGGCACCCAGGGUUAUGGGGGAAGCUCCGCUGUCUCUGGCUGGGAGACCCCCGGCGCGGGUCAGCCCUGGAGCCCUGCGUGUGCCCGGCAGGCUGGAAUUGGCCGAAGCGGAGACCCCCUUCCUCCAGCGCGACGUCAGGGCCAGUCUCGAGCGGCACGUCCAGGUGAAGAGGCUGCAGCACACCCUGGGGCUGCCCUGCACCCUGCAGAGCGCUUUGAAAAUCUUCAUGCCCCCAGCACCGAAACCCAUCGCACGCAGACCCUCGGGGGCAGGCAGGGUGGUGACGAUGCCACAGGCCCUGCCCUUCCUGAGCGUCGCCUCCAGGACAGAGCUGGAGCGUCAUCUGCAGAGGAUGGUGCAUCUAAAGAGAUGGGGUUUGCCCAGGAGGAUCCAGGAGUCCCUGAGGCUGCUGAUGCCAGCCACACCUCCACACCCCCGGCUCAGCCCCCUGCCGUCUGGGAGAUGGGCUCCAAGGGGGCCAGGCCCAGUGACGAGGGCAGCCCAGACGCCCGGCCUCAGAGCUAGAGCCCCAGCCCAGGCCUCCCAGGGCCCCGCCAGAGCGUCCAAAUCUGCACCCGGCUCGCACUGCUGCAGAGACACCCGGGAGCUGCAGGGGCACAUUGCCAGGAAGGGCUUGGAAAUCAGACUAGGCGCGCUGCCCGCCGUGCUGAGGAGCUCUCAGAAAAUGGCUGCCCUGGGGCGCAGAGACUUGCUCCUGCCUAAACUGAUCCCCCCAGGCUGCAAGGCCCCCCUGGCCCGCCACCGGCUCUGCCCCCUGCUCAGCUGCAAGGCGGGCAGCGUGGAGCUCAACGUGAGGCACAAGCACAUCCAGUACCUCUGGGCUCUCCCCACCCUGUACGCGGAGUCCCUGGCCAAGAUGGUGCCCUGCCCGCCCAUGCCACCCGCCCCCCUGUUCCCCUGGGUGUGGCCAUAG
Molecule: messenger RNA, 2091 nt
Organism: Mauremys mutica (yellowpond turtle)
Lineage: Eukaryota; Metazoa; Chordata; Testudines; Geoemydidae
Product: protein FAM205A-like
Exons: 4
Coding region: 1-2091 (696 amino acids)
Biological process (GO): G protein-coupled receptor signaling pathway
Cellular component (GO): membrane
Molecular function (GO): G protein-coupled receptor activity; olfactory receptor activity
Source: RefSeq, a predicted model, not a curated record